Messenger RNA from Piliocolobus tephrosceles (Ugandan red Colobus), 3484 nucleotides. RefSeq names its product G protein-coupled receptor 17 (gene GPR17). Lineage: Eukaryota; Metazoa; Chordata; Mammalia; Primates; Cercopithecidae. Gene Ontology annotation, molecular function: G protein-coupled receptor activity. Gene Ontology annotation, biological process: phospholipase C-activating G protein-coupled receptor signaling pathway; positive regulation of Rho protein signal transduction. The record is from RefSeq and is a predicted model, not a curated record. Gene Ontology annotation, cellular component: plasma membrane. The transcript has a single exon. The coding region runs from base 1602 to 2621 and encodes 339 amino acids.
AGAAAGAAAGGGAAGGAGGGGGGGAGGGAGGGAGGGAGGGAGGGAAACAGGCAGAGAGAAAUGUGCAGAGUGAAUUUGCUACAGGUAGGUCUCCAGCUGCUUGGCACAUAGCCAGGCUCACCCAGGAUAAGGACCCUGCCAGGUCUGUGGCUCGUGCCUCCUCCCCUCCUGCUGCCAUCCUGCAAUGGGCGCAGACAGGAUGCCAGCUUCUCUUCUGCAAACCCCUCUCCAGCCUCUGCUUCAGCCUGACUGUGCAGGGUGGGGACUGUGGGGACUGGGAAGCCAGGUGCCCAGAGGAACCCCAGAAGCUGUGCCAUCAUCAGCAUCUACCUGGCCAAAGCCCGCUGGUGACCCCAAUUCAAAGGCAGGCCAGGCCCGCUGUCCUGCCCUGGAUCUGAGCUGCUCUGGCCCCAUCGCCUGCCCAUACCCCCACUCGCAGGCCUAGGUUGGGGAGGCAGGGUGUUUGGGACCCUCACUCUCCUUCCUGAAUCUUCUGAGUUGACUAAAAGCAAAACAGGAGUGGGUUUCUCUAUCUGCUGAGGGUAGGGAGCACCCUAGCCAGACUCAGGGUGUACCGGAUGGACAUGACUUGUUACCUAGGCCUGCCACGGGGCUCUGCACUUGGCCUUCGAACGUGGGCAAGCCAGGGGGCCUCCAGGCCUCUCUGGGGCUGCAGAUCUGACCUGCACAGCCUUGGCCAGUGUCUCUGAGUCUGGGUAAAAUGGGUCUUCCCCUCCUGGAAGAGAUGCUGCCCCCUGGUGGUGGAUCUACUCUGGGAGAGAAAAUACUCCCAGCUGGCCUGAUGCCCAGGCACAGGCUUCUCCUAAACACAGGUCUCCCCACCUGUCAGGAUGUCCAAACGGAGUUGGUGGGCUGGGUCCAGAAAGCCACCAAGAGAGACGCUGAAACACUCAGGCGGGUAAAAAGAGCAGACCUCUGACCUCCCAGGGCACAGUCCUUGCUGCCAUCCUGGGGCAUCCUCCUGCGAGUCAGGUGCCGGGGAAGCCAUGGUCAGAGGCCAGCAGCGGAAGCAGAAAGUAGAGACCCCCCGGCCAGUGCACCUGUGGGCCGGCGGGUCAGGGAGGGUUCAGGCAUUCAGGAUGAGCAGAACUCACCUGCCAAAGCUGGGGCUGAGGAGGAGCUAGAAUCCCAGAGACACAGUACCCCCACCCCUCACCACCCCUGUCACUCAGACAUCACACUUCAGGGGCAGAACAGAAAACCCAGAGCCUCACCCAGGCAGAGCUCACAUCCCAUUCCCCGUCAUGGUGCUGACCCCAUCCUCCCAGCUCUGAGGAGCCUCAGAUCUUCCGGGUGGCAGGGGUGCAGCUGCAUAGUGGCGAAAUUCCAAGUCCUGGCUCUGCGUUUGCCUUGUGCUGAAGUUCAGAAUGCCUCUGACGCUCACGCACCCCAAAUGGACACAGAGGUCCCCUCAGCAGCCCCGUGGGCAGUGCUGAGCUUGGAAGUGGGAGGUUCUGAAGGCAUCGGAGGCCCGACUUCUGGACUUCGGAGAGCGUGAAGCUGCCUGGGUCGCAAGCUCAUUGUGAACUGUUCGCUUGUUCCCUCCAGGCUCAUACCCGGGCUCUGACUCCAGCCAAAGCAUGAAUGGCCUUGAAGUGGCCCCCCCAGGUCUGAUCAGCAACUUCUCCCUGGCCACGGCAGAGCAAUGUGGCCAGGAGACGCCACUGGAGAACAUGCUAUUCGCCUCCUUCUACCUCCUGGAUUUUAUCCUGGCUUUCGUUGGCAAUACCCUGGCUCUGUGGCUUUUCAUCCGAGACCACAAGUCCGGGACCCCAGCCAACGUGUUCCUGAUGCAUCUGGCCGUGGCCGACUUGUCGUGCGUGCUGGUCCUGCCCACCCGCCUGGUCUACCACUUCUCUGGGAACCACUGGCCGUUUGGAGAAAUCGCAUGCCGUCUCACCGGCUUCCUCUUCUACCUCAACAUGUAUGCCAGCAUCUACUUCCUCACCUGCAUCAGCGCCGACCGCUUCCUGGCCAUCGUGCACCCGGUCAAGUCCCUCAAGCUCCGCAGGCCCCUCUACGCACACCUGGCCUGUGCCUUCCUGUGGGUGGUGGUGGCCGUGGCCAUGGCCCCGCUGCUGGUGAGCCAGCAGACCGUGCAGACCAACCACACGGUGGUGUGCCUGCAGCUGUACCGGGAGAAGGCCUCCCACCAUGCCCUGGUGUCCCUGGCCGUGGCCUUCACCUUCCCGUUCGUCACCACGGUCACCUGCUACCUGCUGAUCAUCCGCAGCCUGCGGCAGGGCCUGCGUGUGGAGAAGCGCCUCAAGAGCAAGGCGGUGCGCAUGAUCGCCAUCGUGCUGGCCAUCUUCCUGGUCUGCUUCGUGCCCUACCACGUCAACCGCUCCGUCUAUGUGCUGCACUACCACAGCGGUGGGAUCUCCUGUGCCACCCAGCGGCUCCUGGCCCUGGGAAACCGCAUCACCUCCUGCCUCACCAGCCUCAACGGGGCGCUCGACCCCAUCAUGUAUUUCUUUGUGGCUGAGAAGUUCCGCCACGCCCUGUGCAACUUGCUCUGUGGCAAAAGGCUCAAGGGCCCGCCCCCCAGCUUCGAAGGGAAAACCAACGAAAGCUCGCUGAGUGCCAAGUCAGAGUUGUGAGCGGGGGGCGCUGUCCAGGCCGAGCGCAGACUGUUUAGGACUCAGCAGACUCAGCAAGAGGCAUCUGCCAUUUCCCCAGCCACCUCCCCAGCAGGCAACCUGAAAUCUCAGCAGAUGGCCACCGUUCCUCUAGACCGCCUAGUCUCAAUCCCUGGAAAGGGAGAACUGACGAAGGGGAUCCAUCGGCCACCCCUCUGCCGGGGCUUGUGAUGCUUACAACAGCUCCUAGACACUCAACGACGUCAUCCGCGGCCAGGAGAGAAGAGGCCGGAAGAACAACCCCUGAACAAUGGACGCCUUUCUUUCCCACUAGGCUCCCAGCCUCCUUCCUGCUACAGAAUCGCUCAGCAACCAGGCUCUGCAGAAAGACCCGGAAGGCAGGCAGAAGAGGGACCUGGGAGUCCUGGUGGGGGCAGGGAGGGAGCCUCAAUAUUCCUUUGCAGUACAAGGUACCCUGAAUCCCCUCUGUGGUGUCUCUGCCAGACACACACUGCCUCAGCUGAAGGGACACAGGCCACACAUUUCAGGCUGGUUGCCAGGGGACCUCAGCACUCACGGCCUGCAGGGACUGAGCACAGCUCUGGAUUCUGGAUCUCUCCUGCUGUAACCCCACACACAGGCUUGCAACCCCCAGAGCUCUUUGGCAGGCUCCCGGGCCUCCCAGUCCUGGACAAGCAAGUCCUGUGUAGUCAUGGGAGCUCAGCUCAGGCCAGGGCUGCGCUGUGCACCUGCCUCCCACUGACCCAGACCCCCUUCCUCCAGAGGCCUCUCUGCCUGAGCUAUUUCCCUUGUUCACGUGCAGGUAUUUCCCUAACAUGUCCUUUGUAUUUGUUUGUACAGACCACAAACACAACUGUAGCUUU